ACCUCCUCCUCUUUUCUUCCGACUCUCAAUGUUCGGCAGCCGGCCGGAGCCUGCUUGUUUCCCCGGCUCUGCGUUCCCAGGAUCCCCCCUCCCGGACAGCACCACACAGAGCGGCGGUGGAGUGAGGAGAGCAGGGACCGGCGCGCCCGAGAGAUUGCAUCAAGAAGAUCCAAAGUCCAUCAAGAUGUCUAGUGAUAGACAGCGGUCAGAUGAUGAAAGUCCUAGUACCAGUAGUGGAAGUUCAGAUGCUGAUCAGCGAGACCCACCAGCACCAGAACCCGAAGAACAAGAAGAAAGAAAACCCUCAGCAGUCCAACAAAAGAAAAAUACCAAACUCUCCAGCAAAACCACUGCUAAGCUGUCCACUAGCGCUAAAAGGAUUCAGAAGGAGUUGGCUGAAAUAACCCUUGAUCCUCCUCCAAACUGCAGUGCUGGGCCAAAGGGCGACAAUAUUUAUGAAUGGAGAUCUACAAUUCUUGGACCUCCAGGAUCAGUAUAUGAAGGGGGCGUAUUUUUUUUGGAUAUCACAUUUUCAUCUGAUUAUCCAUUUAAGCCACCAAAGGUCACUUUUCGCACCAGAAUCUAUCACUGUAAUAUCAACAGCCAGGGAGUAAUCUGCUUGGAUAUUCUGAAAGAUAACUGGAGUCCGGCAUUGACUAUAUCAAAAGUUUUGCUAUCUAUUUGUUCCCUCUUGACAGACUGCAAUCCUGCUGAUCCACUGGUUGGAAGCAUAGCCACGCAGUACCUGACCAACAGAGCAGAGCAUGACAGGAUAGCAAGACAGUGGACCAAGAGAUAUGCUACAUAAACUGUACAGCGUAAAGCACAAGGCAUCUGUACAAUGUGCAACAAAUCUUUAUAGCCUUUACAAUACGGACUUCUGUGUAUAUGUUAUACUGAUUCUACUCUCCGCUUUUAUCCUAUGAAGACUGGUAUACUGCCCCGAAUGGUAAAUACUAU
Xenopus laevis (African clawed frog) is the source of this 960-nucleotide messenger RNA. It is a transcript of the gene ube2e3.S, whose product is annotated as ubiquitin conjugating enzyme E2 E3 S homeolog. The record is from RefSeq and is marked provisional. Gene Ontology annotation, molecular function: ligase activity; ubiquitin conjugating enzyme activity. NCBI's taxonomy places the organism in Eukaryota, Metazoa, Chordata, Amphibia, Anura, Pipidae.